UAGGAUAAUAACUAACAGACACACAUACAUAUAUUCACUCCGCCGUCGAGGGCCAAACCCUAAAUCCAUUUCAGCUGACCGCUUCUUCUGCUGCAGUAAGAAAGGCAUUUGGUUUGUGAGUGUUGUCGAUAUCGAAACCCGAAUCUGAGACUGACCAAGUUCGAUCCGGAUUCUAUUGUUGCUCAGUCAGCUCAAUCCAUCCCCGUGCCGCGUGGGAAGUGAAGCAAUCCAUAAAAGUUUUUUUUUUUUUUUUUUAAUUCCUUAGUUUCCCAUAGCUGCAGUGGUUUUUGGGAUUCUUAGAUCUGAAUUGGAAAGAAGGAUUAGAUAAAAAAUAGGAUAGGAGAAGAAGAAGAGGAUGUCGUUGAAGAGUCUGAUACAGGAGAUGCGGGGAGAGCUUGGGAGGAAAGGAUUCGGGUUUGGUAGAUCGAGGUCUCAGCGCGUGGUUCAGGACUCUUGUGUCGAUGCUUUCAAGCAGAGCUGCUGGGCUACGAUGCCCCCUGAGCUCCUGAGGGAUGUUCUCAUGAGGAUCGAGGCUUCGGAAGACACGUGGCCCUCUAGGAAGAAUGUUGUUGCCUGCGCUGGUGUCUGCAGGAACUGGCGUGAUCUCGUCAAAGAGAUCGUCAAAGUUCCUCAACUUUCCUCCAAACUCACUUUCCCAAUCUCCCUCAAACAGCCCGGUCCCAGAGGAUCUUCGCUUGUUCAGUGCUAUAUCAUCCGAAACCGCACCAAUCAAACUUACCAUCUCUACCUCGGCCUCAACCAAGCAGCAGCUGCUUCUGCUUCUAAUGAUGAUGGAAAGUUCCUUCUUGCUGCCAAGAGGUUUCGGAGGCCAACUUGCACUGACUACAUCAUCUCCUUAAACUCUGUUGAUGUCUCCAGAGGAAGCUCUUCCUACCUCGGAAAGCUUAGGUCUAACUUUCUUGGGACCAAGUUCACUGUCUACGAUGCUCAGCCCACCAAUCCUGGAGCUCAGCUUACCAGAACCCGUUCUACCAGACUUCUCUCUUUGAAACAAGUUAGCCCCAGAGUUCCCUCUGGCAACUAUCCUGUCUCACAUAUCUCUUAUGAGCUUAACGUCUUGGGCUCCAGAGGACCCAGGAGGAUGCAGUGUGUAAUGGAUGCCAUCCCUGCAUCAGCAGUCGAACCUGGAGGAACAGCUCCAACUCAGACGGAACUUGUCCACAGCAAUCUCGAUAUGUUCCCCUCAUUCUCCUUCUUCAGGUCUAAAUCAGUUCGUUCAGAGAGUCUCCCCCAGCCUGCUCAAAAGGAAGGCCUGCUUGUCCUCAAGAACAAAGCCCCCAGAUGGCACGAACAGCUCCAGUGCUGGUGCCUCAACUUCAAUGGCCGAGUCACUGUUGCUUCCGUCAAAAACUUCCAGCUCGUAGCAGCUCCUGAGAACGGACCUGCUGGACCUGAGCACGAGAACGUGAUUCUCCAGUUUGGGAAGGUAGGCAAAGAUGUGUUCACUAUGGAUUUCCAGUACCCUAUCUCUGCCUUCCAGGCCUUCACCAUUUGCCUUAGCAGCUUCGACACCAAGAUAGCAUGUGAAUGAACCCCACCCCACCCGCAGCCGCCAGGGUUAUUUAGUUGUUGUAUCAUCAUGUUGAAAGAGAGAGAAAUAUGGCUUUGCUUUGGCCCUCUCAUUGUCUAAGAAGUGUGUGUGUGUGUGUGUACUGUACAUAUUAGUUUCAAAAGCCUUGGCAAAGUCCAUACAAGGAGAGAGAGAGAGAGAGAGAGAGAGAGACUCAAAAACGAUGACAGUAGACUGUGUUUGUUGUUGUUAUUCCGUUGUAUCUUUAGUGAUUGUAGUUCCGGACUAUAUGAUUUCAUCCCUCUGAUAUUUUUAUUCUCAAUGUUUUUUGGUAU
This is a messenger RNA of Brassica oleracea var. oleracea, 1866 nucleotides long. RefSeq names its product tubby-like F-box protein 3. Gene Ontology annotation, molecular function: protein binding. The coding region runs from base 356 to 1552 and encodes 398 amino acids. The record is from RefSeq and is a predicted model, not a curated record. The transcript has 4 exons. Lineage: Eukaryota; Viridiplantae; Streptophyta; Magnoliopsida; Brassicales; Brassicaceae.